This is a messenger RNA of Sardina pilchardus (European sardine), 2881 nucleotides long. Its product is annotated as gastrula zinc finger protein XlCGF57.1-like. Lineage: Eukaryota; Metazoa; Chordata; Actinopteri; Clupeiformes; Clupeidae. The transcript has 3 exons. The record is from RefSeq and is a predicted model, not a curated record. Bases 219 to 2054 code for a protein of 611 amino acids.
UUUAACUUUCACUACAAUCACGAUGCUCUCCAGUCGCGAGGAGGACACCUCACGUGUAGUCAAGUCUACCACAGGGAACGCGAAUGUUCAUAGAUGUCGGUUCAAGAUGUUGCGGAGACAAACACCAAAUCAGCAGACCUAAUUUGAUGCAGCAACGAACUUGCGGAAAGAAGGUGAUUGAACUGAUUUGGAUGGGAUCAUAGUGCUCUGCUAACAACAUGGAACUCGGACUUCCACUUAGCUCUGGCUGUGCUGAAACACAACAGGUGGACCUGAGAGUGAUGGUGAAAGAAGAAGAUAUUAAAGAGGAGGAAUAUGAUCACAUGAUUUCAUGUCCAAAUGACGAAGAAAAGCCCUUUGCAGAGUUUCACUGUAAAACUGAAACAGACACCACAGAGUCACCAAGGUCUACUUACAAUGAAAUACUACAGACAACUGUGAAGACUGAAGUGAAGAAAGAGGAAGAAGAGGAGGAGGAAGAUGGAAAGGAGGAGGAAGAAGAAGAGGAGGAGGAGCAGCAUGAACAUCUGCUGGAAAGUGUAUCAGAACACCCACAUAUAACGCAUCAGAAGAUCCAUGGACUGAAUGAUGAACUCGACCUGCAACAUGAAGGAAGUCUCUACCACUGCACCGUCUGCAGGAAGAGCUUCACGGCCCUGAGAGAACUUGAGAAACACCAGCAAACACACUCAGUUAGGGCGAAUGAAAAGGAGAGGUCUCGCAAAAAGCCACAUAAAUAUUUGCAUUGUGAGCAAGCAUUUACAACACCCUCACCAGUCAACCACAACACGCUAUGCACACAUGCAAGAGAGAGGCCUCAUAAAUGUUCUCAGUGUGGGAAAGGUUUUUCAGACAGGUCAAGCCUUUCACGCCACAUGCUUGUACACACAGGGGAGAAGUCUUGUAUAAGACCAACGCUAGUACACACUGGAGAGAAGCCUCAUAAAUGUAUCCAGUGUGGAAAAUCAUUUGUAACGUCACAAGUUUUAAAAAGACACAUGUAUAUACACACUGGAGAGAAGCCUCAUAUAUGUGUCCACUGUGGAAAAGCCUUUACACAAAGCUCAAGUCUUCAAGUUCACAUGUUAAUACACACUGGAGAGAAGCCUCAUGAAUGUGUCCAAUGUGGAAAAGCCUUUAGAACAUCCCAACAUCUUCAACGCCACAUGCUUACACAUAAGGAGUCUCAUAUAUGUGCCCGAUGUGGAAAAGGUUUUACACACAUUUCAAAUCUUAAAGACCACAUUAGAAUACAUACCGGAGAGAAGCCUCAUAAAUGUGUCCAGUGUGGAAAGUCAUUUUCACAAAGUUCACAUCUUAAAGUCCACAUGUUAGUACACACUGGAGAGAAGCCUUAUAAAUGUGUCCUCUGUGGAAAAUCAUAUCGAAGAUUCCAACAUCUUAAAGACCACAUGCUUACACAUAACGGAGAAAACCCUCAAUGUGUCCAGUGUGGAAAAGCUUUUAUACAAAUGUCAAGUCUUAAACUUCACAUGCUAGUACACACUGGAGUGAAGCCUCAUAUAUGUGUACAGUGUGGAAAAGCAUUUUUACAUAUUUCAAGUCUUAAAAUCCACAUGUUGGUACACACUGGACAGAAGCCUCAUAUAUGUGACCAGUGUGGAAAAGGUUUUACAGACAUUUCAACUCUUAAACGCCACAUGUUGGUACACACUGGAGAGAAGUCUCAUGAAUGUGUCCAGUGUGGAAAAUCAUUUUCAAGAAGUUCAAGUCUUAAACUCCACAUGUUAGUACACACCGGAGAGAAGCCUCAUAAAUGUGACCAGUGUGGAAAAUCAUUUUCAAGAAGGUCAAAUCUUGAAGUCCACAUGUUAAUACACACUGGAGAGAAGUCUAAUAAAUGUGUCCAGUGUGGAAAAUCAUUUUCAAGAAGGUCAAAUCUUGAAGUCCACAUGUUAAUACACACUGGAGAGAAGCCUCAUAUAUGUGCCCAGUGUGGAAAAGGUUUUGCAGACAUUUCAACUCUUAAAAGCCAUAUGUUAAUACACACUGGAGAAGUCUCAUAUAUGUGUACAGUGUGGAAAAUCAUUUAGAAGAUUACAAUAUCUUCAGCGCCAUAUGCUUUCACAUUACGAUGAGAAGUCUCAUAAAUGUGUCCAGUGUGGAAAAUCAUUUUCACAAAUUUCAAGUCUUAAACUCCACAUGUUAGUACACACUGGAGAGAAGCCUCAUAAAUGUGACCAGUGUGGAACAGGUUUUGCAGGCAUUUCACAUCUUAAACGCCAUAUGUUAAUACACACUGGAGAGAAGUCUCAUAAAUGUGUCCAGUGUGGAAAAUCAUUUUCAAGAAGUUCAAGUCUUAAACUCCACAUGUUAGUACACACUGGAGAGAAGCCUCAUAAAUGUGACCAGUGUGGAAAAGGUUUUACAGACACUUCAACUCUUAAACGCCAUAUGUUAAUACACACUGGAGAGAAGUCUCAUAUAUGUGUACAGUGUGGAAAAGCAUUUUCAAGAAGUUCAAAUCUUAAACUCCACGUGUUAGUACACACUGGAGGGAGGCAUCAUGAAUGUGUCCAGUGAGCAUUUAGAUCAUCCCAAGGUCUUCAACGCCACGUACUUACACAUGAUGAGAAGCAUAGUGGUUAGUCGUCUCGUCAAAAAAUUGUAUAUGAAAAGUGAACAGACUACCGGUAAUAGAGAUGUUGGGAGGCUUGUUAUUGUGUUAUUAUAAUGUGAACAGACUGAUCGAGAUGUUGGGAGACUUGUUAUUAUGUCAUUAAAAUGUGAAUAGACUGAUCGAGAUGUUUGGAGGCUUGUUUUCCCUCUUUUAUUUGCUUUUAUUUGUUAUUGCUGUUUGCUUUGUUCAUGUAAAGCACAUUCAAUGACCCCUGUGUAUGAAAUAAGUUAAAUAAAUAAA